Messenger RNA from Oryzias melastigma (Indian medaka), 1443 nucleotides. RefSeq lists its product as uncharacterized. The transcript is spliced from 3 exons. Bases 224 to 622 code for a protein of 132 amino acids. NCBI's taxonomy places the organism in Eukaryota, Metazoa, Chordata, Actinopteri, Beloniformes, Adrianichthyidae. The record is from RefSeq and is a predicted model, not a curated record.
AUGACCUGGAAGUUCUUGCUGCACAACCCUGAACUGUAGUUAAGUCCAUCCGUGCAUGAUGUUGGUUGUGCAGCAUAAAUGGAGAUUACUGGGAUAAAGCUUUAAUGUCCUUCUCACAGCUAAAGCUCUCCUCCUCCACCUCAGCUGCCAGUGUCUCCGCCAGCAGACACUCAUUCACUGCAACCCCUUGACUGCAGACACAGUGACCCAUCAUCCAGCUGCCAUGAAGACUGCUUUGGGCUUCCUCGUUCUCGUCUCUCUGGCCUCUCACAGUGCUCUCUCUUGCUCUGUCUGUGAAGGCCACGCCCUCAAGUGUCACACAUGUGUGGCCUCCAGUGAGGACGACUGCAAUAAGCAGGGGUCCACUUCCUGCCCUCAGUACGCUGAUGCCUGCUCCACUAUUACAGGACCAAACACUGUGAUGAAGUCAUGCACAUACAAGGCCUUCUGUGACAAGGCGCACAGCAGCAACUCCGGAGCCAAGAUGGAAUGUUGCUUUGGCGACGACUGCAAUGGGCCGCACCGCAGUCACAGUCACGGCAACAGCUCCCAAGCCCUGGCCUCCAGCCCGGUCGUCCUGAUGGCAGCCCUGCUGCUGCGCAUGGCCUUCAGUCAGCUGUGAAGUCAUCCUCCUCAGGAUGAUUUUCUAUCUGUUAUGUUAUAGCUCACUUUAAAGGAGGGUGGCAGUUUCGGGGCGUUUCAGCAGAGUACUCUAAAGUGUGUCAUGAUGUUAAUGAUUUAAGGAAAACAACUUAAUUUCACUGCUAUGAACUGCAUUCCAGGAGUCUUCUGUGUUCCAAAAUCCAAAUAAAAUGAAGAAAAGACAAAUUAUUGAAGUACAUUAUGUGAUUUGGGAUUAUUUGAAUGGAAACGCGGGAGAAUUUUAGGUAAAUACUUGUGAGGAUGUAGUUAGGUCAUCUCUUUAUUCUGGUGAUUUAUAUAUUUUUGUGCUUGAACUCAUGUCUGCAGUGUGUUUUGAAGCAGAGCUGAUGUUAUGGCCUCGUGUCACACAUGUAAACUGAAGGAGGCUCAGUGGGUAGUAACAAGUUGGAUGGAAACUUUACCUUUUUUCUGCAGCAUUCUGACUAAAAUUCUGUGCAGGCGCCACAGGAUAUGAAAUCAGCGAGGUAGGUCUCUGUACACAGGCAGGUCAUAUGAUGGGUAACCACUUCCUCUUAACAGGAGGACACAUUUUUACCAAAAGAAAAGUAAGAAUCACUCCUACGUAGGUGAAUCAUUUCAUUUGGCUGAUGGUACCAUCAAACUUCAGAUUGUAAACAAACUUAAAUAAAUUACGGUUUGAGAAAAAAAAUGGUGGCUUUCUCUUUCUGCUUGCCAGGAUGACUCAAUAUGCAGUUUCUGUUACUUGAAGGUGCAAGAAAAGUGAAGCAAAAUUCUGUUAUAAUACGUAAAAAAAUCUGAUAUUUUGUUAGAUCAUAAAAU